Molecule: messenger RNA, 4035 nt
Organism: Hemicordylus capensis (graceful crag lizard)
Lineage: Eukaryota; Metazoa; Chordata; Lepidosauria; Squamata; Cordylidae
Gene: NCAPG2
Product: non-SMC condensin II complex subunit G2
Exons: 28
Coding region: 328-3759 (1143 amino acids)
Biological process (GO): mitotic sister chromatid segregation
Cellular component (GO): condensin complex; nucleus
Source: RefSeq, a predicted model, not a curated record
UCUUGGUGCGCAACAAAAAGAAGCAUAAACUGCACUCAUAUAAACGCAGUUGGAAUUGUUUCUCUAAGCAAACUGAAAUCGAUCGUCCCUGCGGCUUUAAAAAUAGGCAGAAGGGAUGGUGGUGACAGAAAGAGUGUUUGCAGACUUCAGGUGACCCUGGCGCCACUGAGCAAUAUCCGUUCCAAAUUCGUAUUUGAUAAUGAAAAAUGUUUUGACUCUAGUAAGCCCUCGUUUGCCCUGCUGGCUGAGUGGCUGGCCAGCCCUUUACUUAAGUGUUUGUGGAUUGUAUGUCUGCUAAGACUUUUGUGAAGCGCAAACUAAUACAUCAUGGCAAAACGUGAGGCUUUUCUACAGGCUGUGUUUAAUGGUGCCAUUGAUGAGUUCUUGCAUUUUAUCCAGCUUCAUAAGAGUGCAGCUGAUUCAUUUGAUCUGAACGAGCUGCUUCAAGAACUGUCCAGAAAACAGAAGGAAUCAUUAUGGGAGAAGCUAAAGUGUGUGUUAACAGAGAUUUUGGUAGAAGAUCCAGUAGAAGAAUGGCAGAGAGUUGGAGAAGUAUGUCAUGAUGAUGACAACAUGGAAAUGGAAAGGGCUCCUCAAAAGGAGCAAACCAUAGCUGUGAUCCAAGGUGUGACCACUGUAGUUACAGCUUCCAUAUCCAUAGUUGACGAAAAUGCAAACUUCAAAGCUGUUUUAGAAUGUGCUCUGAUAUUAAAUGGCAUUCUUUAUGCAUUACCUGACUCCGAGAAAUCCCUGUCGAGAGCUAUCCACUGCCUGUGUGAACGGUGGUGGGAGAGAGGACUUGAAGCAAAAGAACAAUUUGGGAAAGCGGCUUUCAUCAUGCUUCUGAAAAACAACCUGGAGAAGAAAACUGUUGUGGGUGCAGAUGUAAUCCGGCUCUGGCAUCUUCAUCAAGCUUUACUGUGUUUCGAUUAUGACUCGGAGGAGAGCAAUGAUGUGAAAGACUUGUUACUUCAGUGCUUUAUGAGUGUUAGCCAUAUUAAGAAAGAAGAGGGGAGAAGAUUCUUGAGUUUUCUUUUCACGUGGAAUGUGAACUUCAUUAAAAUGAUACACGGGACCAUUAAAAAUCAGUUGCUGUGCUUUCCUCGGUCCCUGAUGACGCACAUAGCAGAAAUUUAUUUCAGAGCCUGGAAGAAAGCUUCAGGGGAGAUACUGGAGGUAAUUGAACAUGGUUGCAUUCAGGAUUUCAUGCAUCAUGCAAUUCAUCUUCCCAGGAAUUCACCUCUGCAUCCUAAAGUACGAGAGUUGCUGAGCUACUUCCACAGGCAAAAUAAGUGUCGCCAGGGAGUUGAAGAGGUCCUUUAUAGACUUUAUCAGCCUAUUCUGUGGAGAGCAUUAAAGGCCAGGAACUCAGAAGUCCGAUCAAAUGCAGCAUUGCUGUUUGUUGAUGCUUUCCCCAUUCUGGAUCCACAUUUUAAUAAAGAAGAUACUGACAAUGAAAUACAAAGGCAAUUUGAUGGACUCUUUACUCUUUUAGAAGACCCACAGCCUCUAGUCCGCUCAACAGGGAUACUUGGUGUUAGUAAAAUAGCGUUCAAAUAUUGGGAGAUGAUUCCUGCAACUGUGUUGGCUGACCUCUUCAAAACUCUCACCGAAGAUCUUGCUUUUGACUCAACUUCAGCUGAUGUCCGUUGCUCUGUUUUUAAAUGCCUGCCCAUAAUUUUGGACAACGUGCUAAGCCACCCAUUAUUGGAAGAGCUCCUACCCAUCCUGAAAAACAGUCUCCAUGACAAUUCGGAGAAAGUUAGAGUGGCUUUUGUUGAUAUGUUGCUGAAAAUUAAGGCUGUCAGGGCUGCUAAGUUUUGGAAAAUCUGUCCUAUAGAGCAUCUCUUGACUCGGCUUGAGAUUGAUUCACGGCCUGUUUCACGGCGCCUAGUAAAUCUGCUGUUCAGCUCAUUUUUGCCCAUCGAUCAGCCAGAAGAAGUGUGGUGUGAACGCUGCAUUGCACUAAUCCAAAUGAAUCCAGCCGCCGCUAGAAAGUUCUAUCAGUAUGCUUACGAGUACACCACCCCAACCAACAUAGCUAAGUUGAUGCUUACCAUCCAGAGCUGCCUGAACACCUGCAUCCAGCAGAAAUUAAAGGCAACCGGUAGUGAUGUUGAAGACAGUGAGAAAGAGAACAUGAGUGUGCCAAAUGAUAUUUUGUCAGUUGAUGAUGUACCUUCCAUGGCUGGCUUACUUGAAGUUAUUGUAAUUCUCUGGAGAAGCAUUCAUAAAGCACUUGAUCACAAUGAAGGAGCCAAAAAUCAUAUUGUCAGAAAAUUUGCUUCUGUACUGCCUGAAUAUUUCAAAAUAUUUAAGGAUGAUCGUUGUGUGCCUCCAGUAAUUAUCCUGACAUCUUUUAUGCCACCUGCUGUUAUUCCUGCAUUCAGUUGUGGUGUGAUCUCUAAAUUGAGGAAUCUGGAAAAUGGUGCCAUUGAAAAUAAAUACUCUACCCUAUUAGACUGCCUGUGUCGUUGGGGAAAAGUGGGACACGUCCUUGACUUAAUCUAUGAUUGGAUAACUGCCAAGCCAAGUAUUGCAGAGGCUAACAGGACUUCUGAACGGCGAGUUCGUAUCCAAGAAAUGCAUGAGUCAAAACCAGAGUUGGCGCUUGAUUAUGUAGAGUAUUUACUGAUGCAUUCUAUGAAUCGGGAUUGUCUGCUGUCACUCUCCAAAGAGAAACUGAACCAACUUUUGAAAGUUCUUGAAGCUGCAAAGGAUGUUCUGGAUUCUUACAGCAGAGAAACACAUGUGGAGUCUCCUGGCUUUCACCAAGCUACAGCACUGAGAGCCUUUGGCCUGUAUUGCAGAUUAUGUAUUCAUCUUCAGUACAAGUUUGCCUCCGAAGGACAGGAUUAUCUGUCCGCUUUGGAAGAAACGGGGGCUUGGAUAGAAAAUAGGAUUCUCCCUGCUUUUUCAAUAGAAGAAACAGAACAGGCCAGUGAAAUGGUGCAGCUGGUUGUUCAGACGUAUCUGACAGUGUGCAAGGAUUUUAUAGCUGUAGGUCUUGGUGAUUCAGAGUUUCAAGCAAAUCUUCUGAACAUGUCAGCUGUCAUCAUACACACAGAUAGAGGCUAUGUUUUCGUUCCACUGUUACUUUGUAUCCUGAAAGAAAUGGUUGAAGCUUCUUUAGCCUGUCAUGCCGAUAGCAGUGGGCAUAUGACAGAACUUCUUGACAAUAUUCAGAAGAUGUUCCAGAAGAUUCUAGAAUGCCUGGCCCUCAGGCUCAGAAGACAACGGGAAGAAGGAAUUCAGCUAAUUCGCUCCAUUCAAGAGCCUCUUGGAGAAUUCAUACAUACGGUCCAGUGCUGUACUGUGACUUGUUCAGCAGUUCACCAUGGAGUCCUGUCUUCCCUGUUAGCAGCAGGAGUAGUUGAGAUAGGUUACACGUUACAACAAAAGGCAUCAAAUAUGGAAGAGCUAAGUUCACCUAAGACCUUUUCAGAACUUCCUCCACUUUCAAGCACAUUAAUAGCAACAGUGAAUAAGUCAGCAAAUAUGGUCAGAUCUUUUUUAAAUGAGUUGAUGGAAUCAAUUGAGUCUGAAGAAAUUGAAGGAAUUGUUAGCAUUGCAGCAACUGUGCAUAUUAUUGCUUUACUUAAAGGUAAGCAUAAAUCUUCAUGUAUAAAGGAUAUUGCAUCAGCCCUUCAAAAGAAGUUAACAGCAUGCAGUGAGAUUGCCCGGGAAGAUGUUAGCAGCACGCAAAGAACCCUGUAUCAAACUGCUCUGCAUGUUUUGGAUGAAAUUCUAAGUCCUUGACCAGAGAACUGUUUACAAGUCAAGGAAACUGCAAAGAAGAUGCAUUGGACCCUUCCAAAGAGAGCCAAACUAUUUAACUGUACAGGAUUUUGCCUUGAGUAGAAAUGGAAUGCUGCUUUGAUUUAUGUUUCCUCAUAAUGUUCUUGAGAUUUCUGGCCUCAUCUUUUCAAAGCGAAAUCAAAAUUGUACAUCGCUUUUCAUUACAAUUGUAUAGAAAUGUAUGUUUAAAAUAUGCUAAACUAUUUUUAUACGUGUAUUAAAUAUUGCAAAUAAGUA